Molecule: messenger RNA, 4561 nt
Organism: Drosophila serrata
Lineage: Eukaryota; Metazoa; Arthropoda; Insecta; Diptera; Drosophilidae
Gene: Rif1
Product: Rap1 interacting factor 1
Biological process (GO): telomere maintenance
Cellular component (GO): nucleus; chromosome, telomeric repeat region
Source: RefSeq, a predicted model, not a curated record
CUGUUCCCGCGCUUUUCUUAUUCUUAUUCUACAAACAGCGCGAAAAACAUCUUGUGGCAUUUGCGGAAGGGCGGAAAGAAAAGUACCCUAGCAAGCACAUUGAGAGCAUCCCAACGCUGACAUGGACAUGGACUUCGGCGCAGAGGCGGGGCGCUCCUACCACACGGUGCAGCUAUCCGCCAAAGAGGUGCUCGCCGCUGGCCGCCGUCAGCAUUAUUGCAACAUGAUCGACCUGUUGGCCAGCAGCUGCAAGAGCUCCGGAUUGAUAGCCACUUCAUUUUCGGAGGAAGAGCUGGUCGAGUUCUGGCUGGGAGACAUCCUGCCGCUGAUGUUCGAUAAAGACCGCAAGAUACAGGACUCCGCCGUUGGCGCACUGGCUGAGGCGCUGGUGGCCCUGGACGUGUCCUCCAUCCACUCGGCCAGGUGCUGGCCCGGCAUCCGAGGUGAGUUCGUAAACAAGUACGUAAACCUCAUUGGCGAGAUGCGCGACGCCAAGAACUCCAACUGGCACAAGAUCUGGACGCUGCUGGUGCAGAUCAUGGACGAGGAGUUGCUGCGCGGCUGCGUGUACAUCAACAAAUUCCUCGCCGUGGUGGAACUGGGCUUCCGUAACCCGGACAAUGGCGUCCGCUCGGAGGCCUUCCUCUGCUGGCGUGUGCUCAUCAAGAUCUUCGCCGCCUACGACGAGUUGGCCUCUGGAAAGAGGCUUCGCCUGCUGCUUAUCCCCCUGAGGACCUCGCAGUCGCGUUCUUCGCACGUUAGCGGCAUCAAACUGCGUGUCUGGUGGUACCUGCUUACUUGCCUGGACAAGGAGCUGCCCAAGUCCUUUGAGGGCGCCGUGGAGCAUUUUCUGUGUUUUACGUUCGGUGGUGGAUCGCGCAACCUGCCCACGGGUCUGGCCCACAAUUACCAAACGGCCCGAGAGCUGGCCCUACCCUGCCUGGUGGCCCUUUGGGGUGUGGAGCACAGUGACGCGCUGCAUCGCUUGCUGCGAGAGCUGCGCCUGGAAACGCUCGGCCAACCGUCGGCUCUCAUGACGACAGAGACGCUGCAGCAGCACUGGCGGCCUCUCCUCCAAGCCGCUGUCUCGGCGCUGAAGCUGCUCACCCAGCAUGACGCCACCGAGGCGGAGCAACUGCUGCUGCAGUUGCUCGUGCGGAAUCUCUGCCUGGCCAUGUUCCGCCUGGCCGUGGCGCCCUUCAACGUGGCCUGUUGCGGUGAGAUCGAGAAGGUACUGGUCGCCGAAGAUGCCUCGGGCGGCCGGGUGGUGCGUGCCCUCUUCAACCAUAUUGCCAGCGAGAGCCUUGUCAUGGAGCGUGUCUCUGGAAGUGAUCAACUAGAUGUGCUGGAGGCCUUCUUGAAGCUGAUCCUAAAGUCCAGGACAGAAGUCCCAGCGGCCAUCUUGCAGCGGAGCAUCUCCUGCAUCUUCGCCGCCGAUCGCAUUGAGGCGGGCAACCAGAACGAGUUCCGGCUGCUGGGCUCUUUUGCCGAGCACCUGAUGCAGGCCAACGAGGAGGAAGACUUCGAGGGAUUCGCAGUCAAACUUCAGGUGUGGCGGCAGGUAUCGCAGGCCCUGAGCAACUACCUACGCAACAAUGCACUCGAAUACCGCGUGGCGCACAAUGCUUCGCUAAUGGACACGUGGCUCCUGUGGCCGCUCCAAACGCUUUCGGCCUUUGCUGGUCGUCGGUCCAGCAAUGUCUUUGAUGGCCCAUUUUGCGAGCAAUGGAAGCAGCUGCUGAAUGCGGGUCACAAUGCGCCGGAGAGGAGGAGAUUCGUUGGCGAACUAAAGACCACCCUUACAGACCUGUUAAAGAGCAAGGACGAACCGCAUUUCGCGGAGCUCUUCGACGCCUACGUAGCCGCCGUCCUCAAGCUGGGGCUCUGCAAGGAGACACCCCUCUACAAGGACGUAUUUGCCCUGUUGCAGACCGUCUUCGAGCACCGGUUCUCGCAGCAGAUGCUCGAGGCCUGCCUAAACACGCUGCGCAACCUGGUGCUGGAGCUGCGUCAGAACGAGCUGAUGGUGGUCUUCGAUUCCCUGAAGCCCACUCUGUCCGGAGCCAUUCAGUGCUGGAACAAGCAGAAGUGCGAGGGUGGCUUCCUCGAGGAGUUCAAGCGGGCCAUCCAGGAGAAGUUCCGCAAGCUGCCCAUGAAGAGCAUGGCCAACCAGGUGAGGGACAUCUUCAAGGGCGACGAUCUCUUUGUCAUUAUUCCCUCUGUGUGGAGCCUGAAUCCCGAAAAGCUGACGGAUCGUCAGAAGGAGCGCUUCGCCGAGAAGUCCGACAUUCCGGCGCUGUACAACGACAUGAGCCAGUCGCAGGACUCUGCCUCCCUAAAACCCUGGACGCCCAAGAAGGUGGUCAUCGCGAAGAGUAAACAGGGCGAGCUGGCCUUGACCGGCAAGGACGAAGACGAAGAGGUGAUCGACAGCACCCCCAGCGACGAAUCCGAGAAAGAUCAAGGAACAUCUGCAGUUACAACGCCCAUCCGCAAGACGCCCGGCCGUAAAACACGGGCCCCAAAGGAGGAAGGGCCCAAGACCAAAAGCACUGCCGCAGAGGAGCCGUCCAUCCGACAGACGCGACAGCGCGCGGCUCAGCAAGAAACAGAGCAGCCAGAACAGCCACCGCCCACACCUGAACGCCAGCUCAGAUCGCCCAAGAAAAUGCCACCGCCCCCGACCAUUCAGCCUGCAGCAGCUGCCAGCAAGCAGACAAAGGUUACCAAACCCACCCCUGUGCAGAGUGAAGAUCUAUUCCCGGAAGUCGAAACUGAACCAGAGCCCGAACCGAUUAAGAAGCCGCCACCUGCUCCGGAAAUCCAGCUAACUCCGCCGGAUGCUGUGCCCCUGGAGACAGUGCCUUCGACCCAACUACUGGGGAGCAAUGCCGAAGCCGGGCCUGCUGCUAUGGCAGUGGCUGCCGGGGAGACAUCUCCCAGGAAGACCAACCCGACGCGCCUGUGCAACUUGAACUCCCCACCGGAUCGCAAGCAAACGAACAACUCCUCGAGCCCCACGCUGCGGCCCAAGCCCACCGGCCACCUGACGGGUCGCGGUGCUCAGCUGAUCAACAUGAUCCGCAACAAGAAACUAGAUACUGCCACCGGAUCGCCCUAUGCCUCCAUGUCACGUCCAUCUCAACACCAGGGAACACCGGCUCGUGUCCUGGAUCGGGCCGAGCAGGUGUCCACGCCCACCAGCGAGCUGAACGAGCUGACGGGCACCGAUUACGCAUCUACUCCGAUUCAGGCCCCACCGCCCAAAGAUCUGCUGGUGUUCUCCAAGAGAUUACCCUCGCCCUCGGCCAGUCCCUCGGUGAGCAUAUUGAAGCGCAAGCUGCGCUGCGAGAGCCUGGACGAUGUCACCUUGGAGUCACCUGCCAUGAAACGGAAGCGAGUGAGCUUCCAUGACCCGCCCGUGUCCGUGACCAAAGAGUACCUUCGGGACACGGAUGAGCCGCGCAGCAGCCUCAAGCCCAAGCGCUGCCUGAUGAUGGAGAAAGUGGCCCAGACCAGUGAGGCACGUCAGGCGCUGAGGAGACGAGGUCGCCUGGAUAGCAUUAUUGAGAUCGAGCGGUUUGCCAGUGAGCAGACGGCAAGAACGGCGACGUCAGACAAAACAUUGGACAAGUCCUCGAGCGACGCACCCGAAGAGGAUGCCUUCACCAGCUUGAAGUGGAACGAUACAACGGCCACGCACAACAUAAGCCACACCGUCGAGCAGACAAAGCACAUGGAGGUGGAGCCAGGGGUAGAGACGGCUGGUCAGGACCUAGCCGUUGUGGAUCCAGAGGCUGCCCUUGAUCUGGUGAUAGAACAGAUGCCGCUGGAGACUGUCCUGCAGCGCUACUUUGACCAGGGCGAACUCAAAAGCGCCGGCAUCGUGUCCAAGUACCUCUCCACGCAGAUGACGGCCAACGACAAGCUGAAGACAAACGUGUUGGAGACGCUGUCGGAGAAUCACUCAAAGGACUUCCUGGACCACGCCGUCCGCGAGAAUCUCUCGUCGGUGGUGUGCGACCGCCUCAAUCCUAACUCGGUGCUGGACUAUGUCUGCGCCAAGUCCAAGAUUAGCCAGAGCUGCCGCAGUGGCCUGCUGGCCCAGGUGCCGGAAAUCCUCAAGAGCGGUCCCCGCUCCGAGGUCGAGCGCCUGACCUUUGUGCAGCAGCUCUUGCUGCAGUGCAGCCCCAGCGACGACCAGAUGCUCGAUCUCAUUGACCUGCUGAUGCGUACUCGCCGCGAACGGAACAGCAGCUCCACAUCUCUAGCCAAGGGCGGUGGACUCGCAUCUGUACUGGGCGCCGCUGACAACGUGGCCGAGACCGCGGCGGAUUCAUCCUCCAACCUGUGAAUGGGUUGCAAUGCUAAUGGAUCGGACAUGCGGCCAUUGCCCUUCCUAAAAGGGGAAAUUCAACUGUUUCCGUAUUUUAGUAUUAGUUCGUUUUUAGUUUUAUUAAGUUAAGAAAAUAUUUUAUAGAUUUUAUGUAUGCCCAUUGGCGUAUGAUGUUUCGGCUGCAAAGAUUUGCUUCAUUUUAUAAUAAAUUCCAAUUAUUAAUUA